Messenger RNA from Spodoptera litura, 3330 nucleotides. Its product is annotated as nucleolar complex protein 4 homolog A. Gene Ontology annotation, biological process: ribosome biogenesis. Lineage: Eukaryota; Metazoa; Arthropoda; Insecta; Lepidoptera; Noctuidae. Gene Ontology annotation, cellular component: nucleolus; small-subunit processome; Noc4p-Nop14p complex. The record is from RefSeq and is a predicted model, not a curated record.
CUUUUCCGUAUCCGUUCGUCUGUCUGUCUGACUGACAAUCUGACAAAUAAAUUCUUUUCAAAUUCAAUACAAAAAUGGCUGCUGUGCAACCAAAUCCAAAUUUUGCAAAAAUGAUUUCGGCGCAGCUUCGUAAUAAAGCAAACCAUAACAAUCUUGCUGAUAUACUAGAGAUGUUUGAGGCUGAGACGGACAAUUAUACGCCCUUACUGCUUACUGUAGAAGUGAUAUUUACAAAACUGUUGCGAAGAGGCGAAUUAUUAGAGGGAAUAGUUCCACUUAAACCAGCAGACAAUAGUCCCGAAGCGCAGUACAAACGAUGGCUGCGCGAGUGCUUCGAGGCGGCCCAGACUCGCAUCUUGGAGUGCAUCCGCCGUGGUCGCAUGAGUUCCCGGCUGCAGGCUCUAGUCACCGCUUGCAAGCUCAUGCAGGCUGAAGGCAAGCACCCUCUGGAAGGUUCCUCUGGAUUUUAUUUCCCAUCAGUCAGACUCAAGAACAUAUUCAAUGUAUUGCUGGACCCUGAAAUAUCGAUGUCGGCACCGAUAGCUCGCUUCCAGGAAUUCACCGAGUACAAAGACGUACAGCAAUAUGGGCUGAAAGUACUCUCCACAAUCGCUUAUCGCAAAUCACCAACAUCAGUAUACAUGCAGAACUACUUGGAGUUGCUUGACAAACUGCUGGUAUGUGAGAUACCCACAGAGACCAAAAUCAAGGGCAAAGAGAGGGAUGACGAAGAAAAGGAAGAGAAACUUCUGUGUGGCACUGAAGACAAGGCCCCAUUCCCGUACAACCCGGGCGUGUGCCGGCGCUACGCCAACCGUUGCUGGGGCUUCGCGUGCCAGUGGCCGCUGUGCCACGACUCCCGCACGCACCGCCGCGCGCUGCUCCUGCUCGUCGAGCGACUCAUGCCGCUACUGAACCGACCGCAUCUCGCCACUGACAUGCUCUGCGACAGUCUGGAUGCUGGUGGUCCUAUCAGUAUGUUGGCCCUGCAAGGCGUGUUGGAGCUUGUGCGUCGUCACAACAUCGACUACCCCGACAUGUACGACCGCCUCUAUGCUAUGUUCGAGCCUGAGAUGUUCGCCACACGGUACAAACGACGACUCAUGCACCUCGCAGACAUCUUCCUCAGCUCCACCCACUUGCCAGAAAGUCUAGUAGCGGCGUUCGCGAAGCGUCUGUCUCGGCUGGCGCUGGUGGCGUCCCCUGAGGACGCGGUGGGACUGCUACAGCUCGUCGCCAACUUGUUGCUGCGCCAUCCCGCGCUCAAACGCAUGAUCUGCUAUGAAGACACGCCCGCUAUCAUGUCGAACGACCCGUACGUGAUGGAGGAGACGUGUGCGCGGUCGUCCCGUGCGCUGGGGUCGUCGCUGUGGGAGGUGUGGGCGCUGCGCGCCGACCGCGCCGCGCCGCUCGCGCUCACUGCGCCCGACCUCGCCGCGUCCUUCGAUGCCGAACUAAAGAAGAGGUUCAAGACGAUAGAGAUGAAUUUCGUCCGGCCACAAGGCAUGACUACGCCAUCUGGCGAACGAGUGAUGCAGUACUGGGAGCUGAUGGCCUGAAUGACACGCAGUAAGAAUAACAACACUGUUGACUCGCAUUUAUGGAUCACCCUACACGUGAGAGGACCACGCCGCCAAGCGGCACAGACUAAAUCAAACGUGAUGUGAUUUGCUCUGCCCCCUACUUGGUCGGUCGGACCAAAUCCUGUCGCCUGUAGGUCUACACAUUAAUUUCAGUACAGGCCCCUUUGCUUGCGAAUUUAGUUGAUGUCAGAGUUGUAAGGAUAGAUAUGACUAGAAUAGUGACUAUUAUUGCGUCUGGUUAUUAGAAAUAUUUUAUUAUUAUUGUAACUUUACAACUCUGUUGGAAUAAGCUUUCGAGACGUGUAUAUUUAUACUCUCCAGGACUAACCUCGUAUUAGGAAUGUACAGGUAAUCAAAGAUUAUAUCGAUAGGACAUCACUGGUAUUUGCAAACUUCCUCAAAUAGACAGUUGCCUACUUUCAGAUUGCUAGUUACAGAAUAAAAUAUAAAUAAAUAUAUUCGUCUUCCGGCAACCGUCGUCAAAAUUGCAUGAUCGACACAUACAUUGAUCAUUCAAUUUCGAUACAAGUGGUAUGGAGUACACGGCAGUAUAUAGCACUGCACUUUAUUUAUGUACACUCUAUAUGUUUCACUUAGUAUACGGACAGAACCGUACUAGGCCUAGCAGUGUAGCUAUUUUGUUGCUUACCACAUAUUUUACAAGUAAAUUGUUGAUAGUUAUAACUAAAAUGUAAGUAUAUACAUUAUACACUCUUUAUACAGUUUGUCUGUUUGAAACAAAGAUGUCGCGAUUUGGUCACAUUUUGAAAGUAUUGCCAGUGACCGCAACUCCACUUCCUAAAUACACAAGAUAUGAUAUAAUAGUAUAAAGUCUGUAAUUGUAAGGUUUUGAAUACAUUUUGCACUUGUAAUGUUAACAUUUUAAUGUAGGUGAUGUUUGUUGUACUUCUGUUACAAUUUUAUUUUUUUACGAAUGACUUCGAACGUCUGUGAUUGUUGGGCCGGGCGUCGGUAGCGAGCCACGUUUACAAGGUUAUUUAUUUAAAAGUAUAAUAGUCAGUAAAGUAAGUGUAUAUCCGCGUGGGUGUAGAUAGACUAGCGCUAAUACUGUAUCUACUCUUUGUAGGAGAGGUGAAUAGUAAUCUUUAUGAAUAAGUAAAUUAUGUCUGAUACUGUUUAUGUUUAAGUAUUAACUAACUUAUUGUGUAUAGUGUAACUUUACUAAAGGCUACUACCGACACCCGGGUGCGCGUGCGCCGCCCGAGCGUGCUCUGCUGGCGCCGCGCAUAGAUUGUUAUAGAAUAGCUCGUGAAUGUCACGUGUCAGGGUGGAUAGAGAAUUUAUCCCAAAUUAUGAAUUAUGAUUGCCAUGACAAAAUGAAUGAAAAUGGGAAAAUCUCGUUGAAAUUAAUAUAAUCCAUAAAGGCAAAAUGUCGAUCGAUAUGAACAUAGUCAAGAAUUAGCUCUAAAUAUAAUAAUUAAUCAGAAUAUCGAUCGAUUGAAGCUGCAAUUUGCAAGUUCUCUAAAAACAAACAGGGUGAUAUGACCAUGCUCCCCAGCAGGGGUAGGCAGCGGUGUACAGUAGACAGUGACAUAACAUAGUAUAUUUUUACACAAGUAGUGAAUUGGAUCACAUCUGACACGUGCAUUCUCUUGGAUCGCAGUGAUUGGUCCGUUAGAUAACUUACGUGCAUCGUCGCCGUCUUCCCGCACUAAACUAUUAUAGUUUCAUUCCAAUGCGAACUUCCUGAACUGUUGAACAUUUAUUAAAUAAGAAAUUUAUUUUU